AUGAUGAGAAGAAUGGAGGAAUUGCCAGGGGCGUUAGGAACCAGUUCCAGUUUUGCUCUUCGAUUGGGCCAAACCGUUUUUUCCUCUGCUUCCCUUUUCUACAUGUGUUUGGAUGUUGAUUUCUAUGGUUAUUCUGCUUUCUGCUUUUUGGUAAUGGUGAUGGGUUUGGUAAUUUCCUGGAGCACAACACUAUUGAUGGUAGACGCGUAUUCGAUCUUUAUAAAAAAAGUACCGAAGCAACCGAGAUUCAUUUUUACGAUUACCGUGGGCGACAUGGUUUUGUCAUAUCUGUUAUUAGCUGCAGCAUGUUCAACUGCUAGUGUGACAGAUUUGUUGAUGAAAUCUGAUAAAUCGUAUUGUCCAGAAAAUUUAUGUAGCAGAUACCAAAUAUCUGCUGCUAUGGCCAUCUUGUCUUGGUUCCUUUCAUCAGCUUCUUGUCUAAUUAACUUUUGGGUUUUUCCUUCUUUGUGA
Messenger RNA from Lathyrus sativus (Indian pea), 471 nucleotides. NCBI's taxonomy places the organism in Eukaryota, Viridiplantae, Streptophyta, Magnoliopsida, Fabales, Fabaceae. The record is from the annotation of a GenBank genome assembly.